CAGUUAUAUAUAAAUAAUAUAGAUUUGUUCAGAUGAUUCCACUUUCCAUAUAUAGUUUGAGUACAUUGAUUAAUUGUUAUUAUUCCAUUAUAAUAAUGAGGAUUAUGAGAAUGAUAGUAUUAGUAGUGUGGCUUCUUUUCUUGCUUACCACCGCUGCUCAUGUACGGUGUGAUGAUGGUGAUCAACAAGGCAGUCAGUGCAUAGAGAAGGAGAAAGAGGCUCUCCUCAGCUUUAAGAGAGUUGCUGAUCCAGGGAGCCUUCCUGAUUGUUGGGGGAAUUUCAAUAGGACUCUAUUUUUUCUGAAGUUGGACAGCAAUGAAUUCUCAAGAAAGAUCCCAAUUUCCAUUGGAAGUUUGACAAAACUUCAAUCUCUACAGUUGGAGCACAAUAACUUCUUGGGACCUUUGCCUUCUACACUGAAAAACUGCACUAGACUACAAGUUUUGGAUUUGGGAUGGAAUAGUUUGGAAGGAAUAAUACCAUCAUGGAUUGGUGAAAGAUUUACUUCAUUGGUUUUUCUCAAUCUGAAAUCAAAUGAAUUUCAAGGAAACAUACCAUUGAAUCUCUGUCAUCUUUCUCAUAUCCAAAUAUUGGAUCUCUCCUUAAAUAAUCUAAAUGGUGCCAUUCCUUCUUGCUUUGCAAAUUUCACAUCAAUGGUCCAGAACACUGGCCAUACAAGUCCCAACAUUUUGAUAACAUAUGGUCCUGACUACAUGGGAGAGUAUCAAAGUCUUGCAUCACGGGUUAUUUGGAAAGGAAUAGAGUAUGAAUAUCAGAGUAUUCUUGGUUUGCUAAGACUGAUUGAUUUAUCGAGUAAUAAAUUGGCUGGAGAGAUACCUGUUGACAUGACUCGUCUUUUGGAAUUGACUCAGUUAAACCUAUCACGAAAUGAGUUGAGUGGAAACAUUCCUAAAGAGAUUGGGAGCUUGACUAAGUUAGAGUCUUUGGAUUUGUCCCAUAACAAGCUUUCUGGUGCAAUUCCCAUCAGCUUGGCACAAGUGUCUCUUCUGAAUCAUUUGGAUUUGUCAAACAAUCGAUUGUCUGGAAAAAUUCCCACAAGCACUCAACUACAAAGUUUCCAUGAUUCUACAUAUACCAUGAACCAUGGACUCUGCGGACCUCCUCUGACAAGUUCAUGUCAUGAAGAUGGAACUUUGGAAGAAGGUUCUUUGGCCUCGGCUCAUGAUAAAGAAGAUGAAACGUGGUUUGAGUUGUCAUGGUUUUAUAAAGGAAUUGGAGUUGGAUUCACUAUUGGAUUUUGUGGAGUAUGUGUCAAUAUAGUGACGAUAAAGCAUAGCCUGAGAAAUAUUCUAUCAAAGGCACUGCGCUGAGAAGAAAGCUUACUGCAAUUGACAUGUUAGUAUUAGAGGUACAUUUCCUUUUAUUAUUACAUGAUAAUUUUGUUCAAAAAUUCAGUCUUAGCAAAAGGCAAUAGCCACUAUAGGGGAAGACAUUGCAUUUUCCUGUAAAAGACUAGAUAUAUGAUUCUUGAAUUCAUUAGUGUCCAACUUAAUUCUAUUUUUUUAACAGCAAUAUAGAUUUAUUUGGAAGGAAAAGAAUCUUUAUGAAUCUAUAGGGGUGUUCUUUAACGUUUUAAUACAAUGUUUUCUUUCAUAUAAAAAAUUUAAAUAUAUAUGAAUCUAUAUUGGCCAAACCACCAUUUAUAUUAAAAAAAAGCUAUUCAUUUUAUAUAUUAUAUAAUAAUUCUAGUUUUGUGAGUGCCUUUAAAAUUUGUAUUUCAAGAGGCCAAGUAAGUUUGGAGUGUAUAAAAUUAAACUAAAUAAUGUUUUCUCUCAUAUUAUUUCUUCCAUGUUUACCUUUUUAAAUAGAUUCCUCUGGUGAUGAAGAUCAGACUUAGUGGCUGCAAGGAUUCUAAGAGUUCAAAGUUUAAAAGCAACAAAAUUAAUGGGUCAAGCUUGAAGCAUUUGAAUC
Messenger RNA from Humulus lupulus (European hop), 1932 nucleotides. Its product is annotated as receptor-like protein EIX2. The coding region runs from base 33 to 1331 and encodes 432 amino acids. The record is from RefSeq and is a predicted model, not a curated record. Gene Ontology annotation, molecular function: protein binding. The transcript has 2 exons. Lineage: Eukaryota; Viridiplantae; Streptophyta; Magnoliopsida; Rosales; Cannabaceae.